AUGCUAAGGAAAAAGGACGCUGAAAAAAAUGAAAAUAAAAAUGAAAAGGAAAUACAUAUUUCAUUUUAUAACAAACUUAAGAAGAGGAAUGAAAAGAAAAAAAAGUUGAAGCAACAUUUAUGUUGUUCAUUUAAAUUGUACAAUUUAAGAAGAAAUGGUUAUUUUAAUUUUUAUAAUUUUCCAAAAAAAUUAUUAAUUUGCAGAAAAUGUAUUUUUACACAUUUUGAAAUUAAUGUAGUUGCAAACAUAAUUUUUAUGAGACAUGGAGCUAGAACCCCCAAAAAAAAAAUUAAAAAUAUAUGGCCAUUUGUGGAAAAAAAAGGAGAUCUAACUUAUCUGGGAUUUGAACAAUCGAUCAAAAUUGGGGAAUAUUUAAGGGAACAUUAUCAUAGUUUAAAAAAGUUAAAUAAAAGGUUAAAUAAAAGGUUAAAUAAAAAACAUAACAAAAAGAGGUGUAGACAUGUAGGGGAUGAUAACGUUUUUAAAUUUUUUGAGUGGAAUGAAGAGCAUCCAAUUAAAGAAAUGUUAAAUUAUUUUAUUUGUGUAAAAAAAAUGAACUCUACAGAAAGACCAUUAUUUAUGAACGAUCGAAUAAUAGAGAAUUGUCUUUUUUUGAAUUAUAUAAAUUAUUUUUAUUUUCACAAAAAACAUUUGGUAAAAAAAAAAAUAAAAAAUUAUGAUAUAAAAAAAAAAAAAAAAAAAUAUGAUAAAUUCAUAAAACUUAUAAAUAAAUAUUUGUCUAUUAGAACAACAAAUAGUGAACGAUGCAAAUUAACAGCAUAUGCAAUUAUUUGUGGUAUUUUAGGUAUAAAUAAAAAUAUAUAUAUAAGUUUUUUUCUUUUAAAAUAUAUAAAUAAUAUUAAUUUUUUUCAAGAUAUGUGGAAAAUAUUUAAAAUUUUUUAUAAAGAAACAUUUAAUAAUUAUAUUUAUAGUCAUAUUUGGAAUAUAUGGUGGAAUAAAAAUAAAAAGGGUUUAGAAAAUUAUAAUUUUAUUUUUAGUUAUAAUGUUGAAAAGACAUUAAAUUUUGAUUCUAAUUUAUGUUAUUAUAAAAAUAAAUAUAAUUACACAAAAAUAAUACAAAGAUAUGAUUUAUUUAUGAAUAUAAUUAGUUUCACAAAUUUUUAUAUUAAUAUAUUUUUUUAUUUUUUAAAAAUAUUAUAUAUCUUAUCUUCAAUUGUUAAAGUGUCGGAAAGAGAUACAAUCAUGUUACCAAAUCUAAAGUCAAAAAAUGAUUAUAUUAAAUUUUUAAAAAAUUAUAUUUUAGAUAAUUCUAAUAUUUAUAAUUUUUUAAAUUAUUAUUACAAAACUGAAAUAUCUAUAAUUUAUUAUCUAACCAAAUGGCAAUCAAAUUAUAUUUGUAGAUUCAGUUUGAUGUUAAACAAUAAAUAUAGCACUUAUUCAGGUGGAGGUGAAAAAAAUAAGGCAGUCAUUAUGCAGACUGAAAAAAAGAACAGAAUAGGAAUGAUACAAAAUAAAAUUUCCACAGUUUUAAAAAAUUAUAAUUCUACUUUAUAUAUAUUAAAGAAAAAGUUAAAUAAAUACAUAAUUUUGAAUGAUAUAAAAAAAAUUAAUUAUUCAUCAUGUUAUAUAAAAAAUUAUUUGCAUUUACCAAUUUUAGUUAAUUUAAAAAAUAUGGAUAUGAAAAGCCAUAAAAUAAAACGUAAUAAAAUAAAGCCAAUAUCUUAUUGGUGUGAUAAAAAUGAUUAUAUGGAAUUACAUAAUUAUAAAUAUCAUAUUUUUAAAAGAAGACAAAAAAAUGUAAAAAUAAUUAAACAGUUUGUAAGUUCAUAUGAUGCAUAUUUAUAUCACAAUAUUAAUAUUAUUUUUGAUAUUAAAAAGGGGUAUAAAAAUUUAGAACCAAAAGAAAUAAAUUCUCAAAAUUUUGUUCAGAAAAAACACGAAAAAAUAAAUAAAUUAUUUUUUAAUAAAAUAUAUCAGUGUUAUAAAUGGAUGAUGAAAUUUGAAUAUAAAAAUAAAUAUUUGUCUUGGGCAUGUAGUGGUUUGUCUUUAAUUGAUGUUGUUAUCAACUUUUUAAUAAGUGCAAGAUUGUUUGAAAUUUUUGAAAAAAAUAAAAAAAUAAAACAAAAAAAACAAAAAAAACAAAAAAAACAAAAAAAACAAAAAAAAAUAUACCCCUCCAAAGUUAUAUUAUAUUUAACUCACCAAUCUGCUAUUUUAUCGUUUCAAUCUUGUAUAGGUAUAAAAAAAAAAUACAUGAAAAUUCCACCAUUUGGUGGUUUUAUAUCUUUAGAAUUAGUACAUAUAAAAAUGAAAGAUGUUAAAAAUGAUUUAAAAAUGUUAUACUCAAAUUUUGGAUAUGAUAAUAAUACUGUCAACAUAUUUUGUUGUAGAGAAGAUUGUGUUUGGAAAAAAAAAAAAAAAAAAUAUAGAAAAAGACGAAAACGAAUUAAAGAAAUAAAAGAGAAUAAUAAAUUGGAAAAUUAUAAAAAUGUGUUCAAAUUUUAUGGUAAUAAAAUUCACGAUCUUAAAACAUUAUUUUUUCUUUUAUGUAAAGAAAAUAUCGAUAUAGAUCAUCUUAUUCAAUUAUAUGAUGAAUGUCUAAAAAAUAAUUAUAAAGAUAUUCGAAAUUUUAAUUUAAAAAAUUAUGAUAAUGUUGAGGAUAAUAAAAAAAAAAGGAAAUUUCAUGGCUUUUUUGUUAAAUUUACUUUUAAUAAUUUUUUUCCUUUAAAAAUUGAAAAAAAAAAUAUAUCUACUAAUAAUAGUCACAAAAUAAAUGAUAACCACAUUAUUAAAGACAUAUCUAAUUUUGAUCGAAAAAAAAAAAAAUCUUUAAAAAAAUUCCCAAAAAAUGAUUAUAAUAAACUUGAUAAAAUUAUAAAAAUAUAUCAUAAUAAUUGUAUUAACUUGGAAAAUACACAUGAUAAAUAUAUGGAUUAUAUAUAUAAUAGUAAUAGUUCUAUUUAUCGAAACAUUUAUACAAAAUUAAAUAAAAUAUAUUUUAUACAAAAUAAUAUAAAAAAAAACACACAUUUUAAUAACAAAUUAAUGCCUCAAAAAUAUAAUUAUCGACAAAAAAAAAAUGAAAAUGUUUUAAAACCAAAGAGUGAAAACAAAUAUUUGACUCAAUUGGAUAGUUUCAAAUUUAGGGAUAAAUUUUGCAAAAAUAAAAAUGUGUUAGUAUCCACAAAUCUUGAAAUAAAAAAAAAUCACAAAUUUUAUUUUUUUCAAAAUAAAAAUGUAGACUUGAGUGAUAAAAAUGAUGGUGCAACAGGGUACCGAUUUAAAGGUCCGAGAAAAAAUGGUGCAUUAAAAAUAUUUAAAAAAUGGGCAAAAAAAAAAACUUUUAAAAAUGAAGCAAGCACACAAAGUAGACAAUAUUUCAAUGACAAUAUCAUUUGCUUAGAUUGUCUAGUCGCAUACUUAAAAAAAAUGAUAAGGGUUUAUGGCAACCCUGAAAUGGCGUGA
This is a messenger RNA of Plasmodium yoelii, 3426 nucleotides long. RefSeq names its product phosphatase. Gene Ontology annotation, molecular function: phosphatase activity. Gene Ontology annotation, biological process: dephosphorylation. Lineage: Eukaryota; Apicomplexa; Aconoidasida; Haemosporida; Plasmodiidae. The transcript has a single exon. The record is from RefSeq and is a predicted model, not a curated record. The coding region runs from base 1 to 3426 and encodes 1141 amino acids.